AUGCCUGGUCCUUUGUCACUUUUCUCCGUCAAUGCGGUCCUCGUCAUGUCCGCUGACGACGGAUCCCGGAUUUUCGCCAAAUACUACUCGGCACCUCACCCCCCCGCCGGCGCAGCACCCAACUCCACCGAUUACCCCGGUGCGAACCCUUACCCUACUCUCAAGGAGCAGCGGGCAUUCGAAAAGGGUCUUCUUGAAAAGACCAACAAAUCCACUAGCGAUGUGAUCUUAUACGACAACCGCAUCGUGGUGUUUAAGAUGGAGAGCGACGUGAUGCUCUACGUGGUGGGAAGCGCUGAUGAGAACGAGGUCCUGCUUUACAAUGUGGUUCUGUCGCUCCGUGAUGCUCUGGGAAUAUUGUUCAAGGGUGCCACCGACAAGCGUACCAUUGUCGAGAACUACGACCUUGUUUCCCUUGCCAUUGACGAAAUUAUCGACGACGGUAUCAUCCUCGAGACUGACCCUGUCAUGGUUGCUUCGCGAGUUAGCCGUGCCCCGGCUGCCGAUGCGCCGAACAUGAAGAGCAUCGACCUGUCGGAACAAGGUCUGAUGAAUGCAUGGGAGUUUGGCAAGCGGCGUCUGGCCGAGGGCUUGCGGCAGAUGUAG
Molecule: messenger RNA, 606 nt
Organism: Penicillium pulvis
Lineage: Eukaryota; Fungi; Ascomycota; Eurotiomycetes; Eurotiales; Aspergillaceae
Product: coatomer subunit zeta
Exons: 2
Coding region: 1-606 (201 amino acids)
Biological process (GO): retrograde vesicle-mediated transport, Golgi to endoplasmic reticulum; intra-Golgi vesicle-mediated transport; intracellular protein transport
Cellular component (GO): COPI vesicle coat
Source: RefSeq, a predicted model, not a curated record